Molecule: messenger RNA, 2334 nt
Organism: Poecilia reticulata (guppy)
Lineage: Eukaryota; Metazoa; Chordata; Actinopteri; Cyprinodontiformes; Poeciliidae
Gene: rcor1
Product: REST corepressor 1
Biological process (GO): regulation of transcription by RNA polymerase II; negative regulation of DNA-templated transcription
Cellular component (GO): transcription regulator complex; histone deacetylase complex
Molecular function (GO): transcription corepressor activity
Source: RefSeq, a predicted model, not a curated record
AAAUGAAAUGGGUCUGAAUUUGUUGUAAUUUAGGCUCUAAAAGUCAGGCCCCAAACUGCUUGAAUAACAUAGUAAUAUGCAUUUUUUAAAAGUAUUUCAUUAAAACUCAAAUAUUUCCAAGCUAAACCCCGGGUAAUUUCAUGGCCUACCAGCUCCUGUGAUUGAAUGUUAUGUUUUAUUUUAUUUUUUUCUUGUUGCUUGUAACUGUAUUAAUAUGUGCAUUUUGAUUAUUUCCUGAACAAAGUGAUGUUGUGUGAGAGCUGCAGGUUCUGUAGAGGCACUGUUGAGGACGACCUGUGAUGGCAGCAGAGAUCCCACUCAGAUUCUCCUCUCAGAUCGAUCAGCCUCACAUGCUUCGCUCUCCUGGAUCACUUUCUGGAACUGGCUCUCGGUAGUUGCUGCUGCUGGUGUCCGGGCCGUCCUCCGCCUGUCCGCCUGCUUGUAUGUGAUCGUUCGUGGACUCGGUUAUUGGUUCCCGAACUUUUUGGACUCCUCCGACUUUCAGACAGCCUACUCGGCUGCUUUGGUUCAGGCAGGAAAGCUAACAGGCUAAGUGCUAGCCUGAACCGGCUCCGUCCUCCUGAUGCCGACGAUGCUGGAGAGGAACUCAGAGGCUCCGGUGAAGAAGAGGGGCCGAGCCCCGGCCAGUAGCGGCAGCGGCUACCCCGGAGGAGCGGCGAACAACGGCAGAAAGAACUUGUCCGGUAAUGAGACCAGCACCAUCAGCUGCUGGGAAGAAGGAAGUUCAGGCUCCAGCAGUGACGAGGACCAUGGUGGAGGAGGGAUGCGCGUCGGACCGCAGUACCAGGCCGUGGUUCCGGACUUUGACCCGGAUGUCGCCAAAGCGGCUCACCUCAGAGACAACCUGGGGAUGCUGGUUUGGAUCCCCAGCAGCUGCCUGAACCAGACUCAGUUGGACGAGUACAUUGUCAUCGCCAAAGAGAAACACGGCUACAACAUGGAACAGGCUCUGGGGAUGCUCUUCUGGCACAAGCACAACAUCGAAAAGUCUCUGGCCGACCUGCCGAACUUCACUCCGUUUCCUGAUGAGUGGACUGUGGAGGACAAGGUCUUGUUUGAACAGGCCUUCAGCUUCCAUGGGAAGAGCUUUCACCGCAUCCAGCAGAUGUUACCUGAUAAGUCCAUGGCCAGUCUGGUGCGUUUUUACUACUCCUGGAAGAAAAGUCGCAGUAAAACCAGCAUGAUGGACCGACAGACCCGGAAACAGAAGCGGGAGCAUGGCGACAGUGAUGAAGAGGUGGAGAAUGGAAACGAAAAUCCUUCCAGCGACUCAGAGAUGGACCUGAAUAAAGACAAGAAGGAGCCGAGUUCUGCAUCCGAGAAGACUGAGGUGAAACCACCGUCUGGUCUAAAGACCGGAGGGAAGACGUCCCAGAGGAUGAAGAAACGUCCUCCCAGAGGAAUGUUCCUCAAACAGCAGGACGUGGUGUCUCUGUCCUCUUCCACUGCUCAGGGACUCACCAGACAGCUGGACAGUCAGCUGGUGUCCAUAAAGAGACAGAUUCAGACCAUCAAGCAGACAAACAGCGCUCUGAAGGAGAAACUCAGCUCAGGAGUGGACGAGUUCAGGCAACCUGAGGCAAAUCAGAAGUUCAAUAAUCGUUGGACCACAGAGGAGCAGCUUCUGGCCGUCCAAGCCAUCAGGAAGUACGGCCGCGACUAUCAGGCCAUUUCAGACGUGAUUGGCAACAAGUCCGUGGUGCAGGUGAAGAACUUUCUGGUGAACUACCGGCGAAGGUUUAACCUGGAUGAGGUCCUGCAGGAGUGGGAGGCAGAGCAUGAAAUGGAGGGUGGAGACGUGAAAGCAGAGGAGGAGAAAAUGAUGGAGGACAACAUGACGGCUUGUGCAGCUGAAGACGAAGAGGCUGCUGGCAAGCAGCAGAAGAAGGAGGACUCGUCUGUUCCGAUGGACUCGGAGUGACCUCAAACCUCCCAAGAAACCAGUCUGACACCUGACCCCCAGUCUCCUGGAGGAUUGUUUUCUUUAGUCGUCUCUCUUCAUUAUUUUGGCCCUCUGUUUUUCAGUUUUGCUUCUGUUUGCGUAUGUCACAAAGUCAUCCCCAUCCUCUAUGGACCAAUCCAUACUCCAGCCACCAAUUACAGUCAGAGGACUUUUUCUUUUUGUUUUGUCACAUAACGUUUUGAAUUGUUUGUAUGUUUGUGUUUUGGGAUCUGAGGUGCAGGAAGAAUUGGAUGAAGGUUGGGUUACGUGGGGCUUGUCAUGUCCUGAUUAGCUCAUUGCGUUUUUUAAGAUUUUACAGCCUUUUUAAAGAAAAAAAAUCCAAUAAAACCAAAGUUUAUUAAGAAAAUUGU